CAAUAAGGAACAAUUCAACUUAUUAAAAUCCCUCUUAUUCUAAUCCUCCUGACCUGUUUUACUCUUGCUCCUCCCCCAAUACCUUGUUCAACACACGAAGUACGAAGUUCCACUCACUGUAACAGACCAAGUUUGCAGAUGCACUUUUAAGGAAAGGUGCUGCAAUUCUUCGUCCUCACUUGGCAUUCUACAAAUGUCCUAGUGUCUUAGGCUAUUGCCAAUUGAAACUCUGCAGAAGAAGGUUAGAAGGUAAAUGGUUUUCAGAGACUGGGGAUUUGAGUUUUAGAGAGGACACAGUCCCAAGAAACACCUGGAGCAUCUGAUUCUACCAUCCAACACGACAAAGAGGACAAAGCAAUGGAUGGAGAACAUAUCACUGAACGACCCCGACCAGGCUUUGUCCUGGCAGACUACGUCGUCUUUGCUGCCAUGCUGCUCGUUUCCAUGGGAAUAGGGCUGUUCCAGGCCCUGAAGAAGAAACCGGGUGACGCUAAGGUGGAUGACUUCUUCACCGGUGGCCGUAGUAUGCCAGCCGUACCCGUGGGAAUGUCACUGUGUGCCAGCUUCAUGUCAGCUGUCCAGGUCCUGGGAGUGCCAGCCGAAGCCUCCCUCUAUGGUUUUAAGUUCCUCUACAUGUGCCUCGGGCAAACCAUCAACUCCUGUCUGACUGCAUACCUGUUCCUGCCAGUGUUCUACCGCCUUGGUAUCACCAGCACCAAUGAGUACCUCAAGAUGAGAUUUGGCAGAGAGAUGCAGCUGCUUGGAAGUGUCCAGUUUAUAGUCUCAACACUGCUCUACACAGGAAUUGUGAUCUAUGCUCCAGCCUUAAUCAUGAGCCAAGCCACUGGGCUCAAUAUGUGGGCAUCCCUCUUCUCAACUGGGUUCAUUUGUACUGUUUACACCACAUUGGGGGGCAUGAAAGCAGUCAUCUGGACAGACGUGUUCCAGAUCCUGGUCAUGCUCUCUGGCUUCAUCGCCAUCUUCAUCCAGGGCACUGUUUUGGUUGGUGGGCCAGCAAUGGUUUUGGAGAUUGCCAACAAUGGAUCACGAAUGAACUUUAAUGAUUUUGACUUCGACCCAAGGAGGCGAUACACAUUCUGGAGCUUUACUGUUGGCGGUACGCUGUUGUGGCUGUCCAUGUAUGGUGUGAACCAGGCACAGGUGCAACGCUACAUCUCCUGCAGAACAGAGCGACAGGCCCAGUGGGCGUUGUUUGUCAACCAAGUGGGCUUGUGUCUCGUUGUGGGCAGUGCAGCCACCUGCGGCAUUGUCAUGUUUGCCUUUUACUCCCACUGUGACCCUUUGAAGUCUGGAAAGAUUGCUGCUCCAGACCAGUAUAUGCCAUACUUGGUGCUGGACAUCUUUCAAGACCACCCAGGCUUUCCCGGUCUUUUUCUGGCUUGUGCAUACAGUGGCACCCUGAGUACUGCCUCCACCAGCAUCAACGCCAUGGCAGCUGUUACCAUGGAUGAUCUACUGAAACCACAUCUAGCCAACAUGUCACAGAAGAGGUUGAUUUUAAUUUCCAGAGGGUUGUCUUUCAUGUAUGGGGCUGGAUGUAUCACGGUGGCUGCUCUCUCAACCUUCUUGGACUGGGGAGUUCUUCAAGGGUCCUUCACAGUCAUGGGAGUGGUCAGUGGCCCACUUCUUGGGGCUUUCAUCCUGGGGAUGUUUGUUCCCGCUAGUAACAGGCCGGGCGUGUUUAGUGGCGUGGCGGUGGGCUUCUCCAUCUCCUUGUGGCUGGUCAUUGGAUCAACCCUCCAUCCUCCCAGUCUGCAGACCAUGGGAGUCCUGCCCACCUAUACAGAUCAGUGUCCAUCAAGUAACAGCACAGUCAACAGCAGCCUGGGCAUGGACACACCCUCCGCCUCCAUGCCGCUUCCCCAAUAUCAACAUGGACUGACGAGUCUGCAGAACUUUUAUUCCAUGUCCUACCUCUACUUUGGUGCUGUGGGGACAAUUUCAGUGGUGCUGGUUGGGGUAGCUGUGAGCUAUGCAACAGGACCUACCAAGAGAAAUACCAUUGACCCUGGCUUGCUCUGGUGGGACUUACAACAGAAAACCCUGGACAGUCAGAUGGACAAUCCACAGAUGGUGCCUCUACAUCACUUGCACAAUGAAGAUGUUGGUGAAAAAGAGGCCCUGAGCGCUACGCGGAAACUACCUUAACUCAAUGUUCCCCAAUAAAGUAUAGAGAGCUUUGAGAGAAGAGGUGGACACACACACACAGUACCAGUCAAAGGUUUGGACACCUACUCAUUCAAGGGUUUUUCUUUAUUUUACUAUUUU
Messenger RNA from Salmo salar (Atlantic salmon), 2289 nucleotides. RefSeq names its product solute carrier family 5 member 5 (gene slc5a5). Gene Ontology annotation, cellular component: extracellular exosome; membrane. Gene Ontology annotation, molecular function: symporter activity. Lineage: Eukaryota; Metazoa; Chordata; Actinopteri; Salmoniformes; Salmonidae. The record is from RefSeq and is a predicted model, not a curated record. Gene Ontology annotation, biological process: iodide transmembrane transport; sodium ion transport.